AUGUCUUCCCUACGACUCGUUAGCCUCUCCGGUGUUAUGGAUAUCACCGACGAUGAAUGGCUCCUCCCACAUGAGUACGCCACGCGAAUGCGAUCCUUUCCACCAGUGAUUCUGGGUGCCCCUGAUCGCUACACGGGAUACCAGUCCUGGGUGGAACGUAUGGGCGGCGAGAUCCGUGUCGAGUUGAAUGUAACCUUCAACUUAACACCAGGAGAUCAGUCAGUCAAGGUGAAUUAUGAUACGAAGCUGUUUGAAGGUAUCAGUGAAAAUACCGACGAUCUAGACGGACGGCACAUUGGAAGCACUAUCAUUGAUAAAGAUGGAGCGGGUGAGAUCAAAUUCACAGUCAAGAAUACUGAUGAGGGUGGUGACAAGGCGGAUAUCCGCAUGUAUGUAGUGAAUGCAAGAUUUGAUCAAGGAGCGAGUGGACCACCUGCACGCUGA
Messenger RNA from Aspergillus welwitschiae, 444 nucleotides. RefSeq lists its product as uncharacterized. Bases 1 to 444 code for a protein of 147 amino acids. The record is from RefSeq and is a predicted model, not a curated record. NCBI's taxonomy places the organism in Eukaryota, Fungi, Ascomycota, Eurotiomycetes, Eurotiales, Aspergillaceae. The transcript has a single exon.